AUGUGGAUCUCAAGCUGGUAUUGCCAAAUUGUUUUAUGCAGCUUUGUGGCUGGAGGAAGUCUGGAGUUCUGGAUGGCAGUUUACAGUAAAGCAACGGGAUCGCAGGAGUACGUCGAAAUGCUGUUCUUUUAUCUGGCAUGGUGCUUGCCUACCUUGGCAGCAUUGCAUUCGUACCGGCAACUGAUUGGACACCAGCGGCUGGUGGAGUGUCUCGUCAUUCAGCUCGUGGUGGGGGAUUCCGCACAAAUGCUUGUUGGGCGGAGCAUUGGGCACCGGUUUGUUUGCCCACAACUUUCGCCAAAGAAAACACUGGAAGGCUAUGUAGGCGGAGCUGUCAUUACUUUGCUCUACGCAUCAGCUGUCCAUCUUUGGCCUACGGUGGAUGUGCUUGUGGCCUACGUCUUCGGUUGUAUCGGAGAUUUGUACUUUUCAGCUGUCAAGCGUCGCCUCGGGAUCAAAGAUUAUUCACGAAUCCUUUCUUCACACGGUGGCCUUCUCGAUCGAAUUGAUUCCUUCAUGUUUGCUGCCAAUGCUUUGGUUUGGAAGGCGAUGACAGAAACUUGUACGUUUCAUUGUCUUUGCAUUUGUUCUUUUCUACGGGUAGCCGUUCAGCUGAAUACGGAGCGGCUUCUUGCAGCACUCUGUUCAAACGGGUGUUGUUCAGGGUGA
Molecule: messenger RNA, 669 nt
Organism: Cladocopium goreaui
Lineage: Eukaryota; Dinophyceae; Suessiales; Symbiodiniaceae
Source: the annotation of a GenBank genome assembly